Molecule: messenger RNA, 2189 nt
Organism: Vigna angularis (adzuki bean)
Lineage: Eukaryota; Viridiplantae; Streptophyta; Magnoliopsida; Fabales; Fabaceae
Exons: 3
Source: RefSeq, a predicted model, not a curated record
AAUGCCAGAGAAAAACUCUUAUGUACACAGUCAAUUCCUCACCCCACGAAGGUCACCCAGUUCCUCCCCCAACUAAACCACACCACUCUCAACCCCAAAUCUGCCGCCGGUUUCGUAAAUAAAUCCAAUGACUGCACAGUUGGGUUGAGAAUAUCUCCGAGGCUUAACAAUGGGGACGUUGGAUUUUCAUCUCUUGGACAAUCUCUCAGGUUCAACAACGAGCCAAGCGAUAAGAAAGUGAAAGGACAGGUAAAUCAUGACGUUUCGGAUGAAGGGUGUCAUAGAGGAAGGAAGGAGAGAAACAGGGAGAAAAGGGAUGGUGUUAACACGCAAGGAAAUCGUGUCCUUUCAGAUGAAGGGACUGGUGGGGGAGAAAAAAAAGGGGGAAAAGGGAAGAGGGUUGAAGUUGAAACUAUCAGAAAUGGUGUCGUUUUGGAUGAGAGUGCUUGUGGGGGAAGAAAGAAGGGUGGAAAUAGAGUGAUCGUUGGAGUUAAAACAGAAGAAAAUCGUGUUGGCGAACAAAGAAGGAAGGGGAGAAAUGGAGAAAAGAGAAAGCGCAAUGGCGAUGAAAUAGGGAAAGGGUGGACGAAGGAACAAGAUUUGGCUCUUCAAAGAGCAUAUCUUACUGCAAAGCCUAGCCGCCAUUUCUGGAAGAACGUUUCCAAACUGGUGCCUGGAAAGUCUCAACAGGAAUGCUUUGAUAGAAUUCACUUUGACAAUGUGACUCCAGUUCAAUUGCAGCCUCAAUCAAGGGCAAAGGCUUGUCAUCACUCAUUCAGGAAUUUUCUUUAAAUGCAAGUAAACUUCUCAACCCGACAUGAUAAAAGUUAGAAGAUCUUUUAUCCUCUGACUUCAAUUCCCUUAAUUAAGAAAUAGAAGAAAAUAUAUAUUAUUCGGUUUAAAAAAGAAAUGGAGCGAAAAUUAAUUUUUAAUAUUAAUAUUAGUAUUUAUAUUUUAAGGAUACAAGGAUUAAAACAUGACAUCUUAGAUUUACUACUUUAGAUUUUAGAACCUAACUCGUUUUCUAAUGUUCAAGAUUUGUCAUUUGAGGAUAUGAGGUUUAGAUUGUUUGGUUAGUAAAGUACACAAACAAUAGAGAGACAUAAUUUAUAAUAAUAUAAUUCACAUUCACCCUAGAAAGACCCAAUGCAUAUUUCACUAAAUGACAUAAAAUUCACAAGUUUUUUCUUGUUCUUCUGUGUCACUGCAGUUUUCUCACUUUCCAGGGACAAAGUUUGUGGCGUAGGCCCAGGCGUUGUUGUUGACGGGGUCGGCAAGGUGAUCAGCGAGGUUCUCCAAAGGUCCCUUGCCAGUGACAAUGGCUUGAACGAAGAAACCAAACAUGGAGAACAUGGCCAAUCUCCCAUUCUUCAACUCUUUCACCUUCAAUUCAGCAAAGGCCUCUGGGUCUUCAGCAAGGCCCAAUGGGUCGAAGCUCCCACCCGGGUAGAUUGGGUCAGUCACCUCACCCAAAGGCCCACCGGCAAUGCGGUAACCCUCCACUGCACCCAUCAAUAUCACCUGUGUGGCCCAGAUGGCAAGGAUGCUCUGUGCAUGGAUCAGGCUUGGGUUGCCCAAGUAGUCAAGCCCACCCUCACUGAAUAUCUGAGACCCAGCCUUGAACCACACCGCCUCCCCGAACUUCACACCGUUCCGGGCCAACAGUUCAGGGAACACACACCCCAAAGCCCCCAACAUCGCCCAUCGAGAGUGGAUCACUUCCAGUUCACGGUUUCGAGCAAAUGUCUCCGGGUCAGCAGAAAGCCCGGCAGUGUCCCACCCAUAGUCACCUGGGAAUUCCCCCGUCAGGUAAGAAGGAGCCUCACCCGAGAAUGGGCCCAGGUACUUCACACGGUCUGGGCCGUACCAUGGGCUUCCAGAGGAAACCGACUUGGAGGCCGUCUUCCUCAUCGAAAUCCUUCCACCAGAGAGCUCCGGGGUGGAAGGAGACAGCUUUAUGGCUUGACCAGCCAAUGCUGGCGAAGAGAGAGCCAUGGUGGAAGCGGCCAUUGCAGUGUUAUAGAAUGAAGCACUGAAAGUUUGUAUUGGGAAUGGUUAGCAACGGUGGUUGUUAUAUUUGAGAAAGGGUAGAAGAGGAAUAUAUAUAGUUUAAUUGAGAAAAGGGAUUGUUAUCUUAACAUCUUAGGAGAUCUGUAUUUGAGUUUCUAUUGGUUUGGAUUUAAAGGAUC